CAAAACAAAACAAAAAAAAAAAGUAAAAUAAUUAAAAAUAGGUGGUUUGCAUAGAGAGAGGCGAGUGCUUGUAAGAAGGUACGUGGGUCAUGAUCACUGCCCUGCAGGACGCUGUGAGCACAGUAAAGGGCAGGCUCCGUGCUCAGACAGGCUCCCUGGCUUCCCACCAACCUCAACUUAGCACUAAAGCUGGCUGCGAGGCAUCAAUUUAAGGACAGUUUUACACACUUAAAAGAGUGGACACAACCGGGACAGCUUGUGUGAAAGAGAAGGAACAGGAAAACGUGACAUCCAGAAGUCAAUUGGCUCCUCCUGACUUGCUUGGAAGUUCAGUAUCAGGAGGCACAGGAAGGCAGUGGAUGUAGAGAGAGGAUGUGCAGCGCUGAGGACGACGUCUGAGACAGUGAGGAUCCUCUGCUCUGUUAACUAUGAUUGUUACAAGUGCAGCUCUAAGGAGAGAUGCUUGAUGACUGAAUGAUCAGAACAGAAAUGGAGCAUCCAUCAACACUUGAGUCAAGUGAAAGUGUGAGAAAGAAAUGAGAAGGAGAAAUCAAGGCACAAGUAUUGUUGUUCACUUUUGAUUCUGAAGCAGCGUCAUUGCUCCAAGAGCUCCCACCUGCUAAUGAAGAACCCUCUUAUACCAAGAUUUUCAGACUGGAAGGAAAAAUUGAGUGCUCAAAUCUGAUCAGAAUGUCAGGAGUAGACAAUUGCUAUUACAAAAAGUGAUGGCAAUCUUCUUUUUUUUUUGCCUAAUACAUACUGCCCAAGCACUUCUAUGGAGAGACAGCAGAGAGACCAUCCAUCAGCAUCACAAAAUCUGAACCAGAAUUCAUUUCAUGGCUGUUUUAAAACCACUUGGGACAUGAUACUAAAACCACCUCUGCUGUAAAAUUGUAUCAGCCUGCUGCCUCGUGUGGAUUUAAUGGUGUUGUAACCUGUUGUGAAUUAGAUCACAUCCAGCAUCAGAGGCUUGUGGGUGUAGCUGCUCCUGGUGUGUUUAAUCUUGAUGUCAAAGGGUGCACCUCUGUGUGAAUGGGAGGAUGGGAAAGCUGAGCCCUGAAAAGCACACCACAAAAGUCGACAUUAAGCAGAGUUCCCGUUCCUCUGAGGCAGCUGAAGAUGAAAAGGACCAGCGUACAGUGACAGUCAAUCCCUCCCACAUGAGAAAGGCUUUCAAGGUCAUGAAUGAAUUACGGAGCAAGCGGCUCCUGUGUGAUGUGGUGAUUGUGGCCGAAACCGUGGAGAUGGAAGCUCACCGGGUGGUGCUGGCAGCCUGCAGCCCUUAUUUUUGUGCCAUGUUUACAGGAGACAUGUCUGAAAGUAAGGCCAAGAAGAUUGAGAUCAAAGACGUGGAUGGGCAGACCCUGAGGAAGCUGAUUGAUUACAUCUACACCGCUGAGAUCGAGGUCACGGAGGAGAACGUGCAGGUUUUGUUGCCAGCUGCCAGUCUAUUGCAACUGAUGGAUGUUAGAAAAAACUGCUGUGACUUCCUGCAGUCCCAGCUGCACCCCACGAACUGCCUUGGCAUCCGCGCCUUCGCCGACGUGCACGCCUGCAGCGAGCUGCUGCAGCAGGCCAACGCCUACGCAGAGCAGCACUUCCCUGAGGUGAUGCUAGGAGAAGAAUUUCUUAGCCUUAGUCUGGACCAGGUUUGCAGUUUAAUAUCAAGUGACAAGCUCACAGUCUCCUCUGAAGAAAAGGUCUUUGAAGCAGUUAUCUCUUGGAUAAAUUAUGAGAAGGAAUCUCGCUUAGAGCACAUGGCUAAGCUGAUGGAGCACGUUCGCCUGCCUCUUUUGCCCAGAGAUUACCUGGUACAGACAGUCGAAGAAGAAGCUUUAAUCAAGAAUAACAACACCUGUAAAGACUUCCUUAUUGAAGCCAUGAAAUAUCAUUUGCUUCCUCUGGAUCAAAGGCAACUAAUAAAGAAUCCCAGGACAAAGCCAAGGACCCCCGUUAGCUUGCCAAAGGUGAUGAUUGUGGUGGGUGGGCAAGCACCCAAAGCCAUUCGCAGUGUGGAGUGCUAUGAUUUUGAGGAGGAGCGGUGGGAUCAGGUUGCUGAGCUUCCCUCACGGAGAUGCAGAGCAGGCGUGGUGUUCAUGGCUGGCAAUGUCUAUGCCGUGGGGGGCUUUAAUGGCUCGCUGCGGGUGCGCACGGUGGACGUGUACGACGGCGCCAAGGACCAGUGGACGUCCAUCGCCAGCAUGCAGGAGCGGCGCAGCACGCUGGGCGCCGCCGUGCUCAACGACCUCCUCUACGCCGUGGGCGGCUUUGAUGGCAGCACUGGUCUGGCAUCAGUUGAGGCCUAUAGCUAUAAAACCAAUGAGUGGUUUUUUGUGGCUCCCAUGAACACAAGAAGAAGCAGUGUUGGAGUUGGAGUUGUGGAGGGGAAGCUGUACGCCGUGGGCGGCUACGACGGCGCGUCGCGGCAGUGCCUGAGCACGGUGGAGCAGUACAACCCCGCCACCAACGAGUGGACCUACGUGGCUGACAUGAGCACGCGGCGCAGCGGGGCAGGUGUUGGUGUGCUCAGUGGGCUGCUCUACGCCACCGGGGGCCAUGACGGGCCCUUGGUGAGGAAGAGUGUGGAAGUCUACGACCCAGGGACAAACACCUGGAAACAAGUAGCAGACAUGAAUAUGUGUAGAAGAAAUGCAGGUGUGUGUGCUGUGAAUGGUCUCCUCUACGUGGUGGGAGGUGAUGAUGGUUCCUGCAAUUUGGCCUCAGUGGAGUACUACAACCCCAGCACAGACAAGUGGACCUUGUUGCCAACCAGCAUGAGCACAGGGAGGAGUUAUGCAGGUGUGGCUGUGAUUCACAAACCCUUGUGACACACGAUCAAGCCAAUGUGAGGAGCAGAAGUGAAGUGGAUCCAGCUAGGUGGUGUUGGGAAGAUGACUGACCUCUGACUUGACCCAUCUCAUUGCUGUUAAUGUCUUAGCAUGACAAGUGAUACGUUGCCAGCAUCAUCCACUCUGCAGUGGAUUGCAUAGCCAAGUGAAAAUCCCUCUGGGGACGUGUUCCAUGCUAGACACGAGGUGUUGCUUGUUAUCUGUGGUGCAAUCAGCUGUUCUUCUCGAUGGCAUGUGUCCUGAGAUAAACACUGUGCUUGGACUGCAGGCACGGGAUUUUUUGUGUGAAACAAAACUGCUACGUUUGGGCAUGUGAGUAAAAAUGAAAGUUUCUGGAUUUCUUCCCUACUGAUGCUCCGUGCACAUUGUUGGUUGAACUACUUACUCACUGUGCCUGGAGGGUGGACUUUAUACUGGCAGGGGAAACUUCUGAGUUCCAACAGAUAAAAACAGCAGAAAUGGACUGGAACAGGGUGGUCUGGCUCGAGUGUGACGCUGUCUCAGCCAUACGUUUGUACAUGCCACUGGACUGCUGUAUGUAUCCCUGAAAUGCUUGUGGAAAUAAACACCAUGUGGUUUUUCUA
Onychostruthus taczanowskii (white-rumped snowfinch) is the source of this 3433-nucleotide messenger RNA. It is a transcript of the gene KLHL3, whose product is annotated as kelch like family member 3. NCBI's taxonomy places the organism in Eukaryota, Metazoa, Chordata, Aves, Passeriformes, Passeridae. Gene Ontology annotation, biological process: renal sodium ion absorption; protein K48-linked ubiquitination; monoatomic ion homeostasis. The coding region runs from base 1041 to 2828 and encodes 595 amino acids. Gene Ontology annotation, molecular function: protein binding. The transcript has 18 exons. Gene Ontology annotation, cellular component: cytosol. The record is from RefSeq and is a predicted model, not a curated record.